Molecule: messenger RNA, 1122 nt
Organism: Colletotrichum chrysophilum
Lineage: Eukaryota; Fungi; Ascomycota; Sordariomycetes; Glomerellales; Glomerellaceae
Exons: 2
Coding region: 1-1122 (373 amino acids)
Source: RefSeq, a predicted model, not a curated record
AUGGGCGUCAGGGAUGUGAUGGAGCUAGAUGAGCUAGACGAGCUAGACAAGCUUGAUGAGCUAAUUGACGAUGAGGAUGAGAGGCUAGUUGAGGUGCUAGAAGAGGAUGUAGAUGAGGUUGUAGAUGAGGUUGUAGAGGCUGGGGUGGAUGUUGGAGUGGAUGAGGAUGAGGAAGUAGAGGAAGAUGAGGAGGUCGUCGAUGACGAGGAAGAAGAGCUAGAGCUUGGUGUUCCAGUAGUUGUAGAGCUCACGGCGGAUGAGGUAGAGGAGCUCGAGACUGAAAAUGCCGAGGUGCUAGCCGUUGAUGACGCAGAAGAGCUAGACGCUGGUGCGACAGACGAACUUCCAGACGAAGAGGUCGACGAGCUGAUACUAGAGGACACAGUUGACGACGCCCCUGAAGAAGUUGAGGAAGAGCUGAUUGGUGACUCAGAGGAACGGGUAGAUGGCGUAGAAGCACUUGAGGUAGACAGCCCGGAAGAGCUUGAGGGUGUCGGCUGGGGGGAUGAGCUAGUAGAUGCAGAAGAGGUUGUACCCUGGGGUCCGGGAGAUGUACUACUGGAUACUGUUCCUGGUGGAGUUGGAGAUGAGCUGCUAGGGUUGGUUGAUGUUGACGAGGUCGUCUGGAUGUUCCCAGAAGACGUGCUGACAGGCGGCAAUACGGAGCUUGUUGAUAGACUGGUGACUACAGUGGACGAACCCGAUGCCGAUGGUCCCGAGGAUGUACCAGCGCCCGAUGUGGAAGAGCUAGUCGUCGACAAUGUAGAAGAACGAACUGUGACACUUCCAGUGCCACUUGAUAGCGAGCUAGCUGUGGAUCCCGACCGACUGGUGCUUCCACCAGAGCUAGAGCUAGAAGGUGUAAUUGACAAGACGGGCGUGACAGGCCCACUUGUCCGGCUUGUGGGUGUGGCGGAGGAGGUUGCAGAAGGCGGAGGACCGGCAGAACUCGAAGUUGCAACAGAUGGACUGCUUGAUGCGGCGCUAUUUGUAGAUGACGACCGGGUAGAUACUAGAGUGGCUGUGCUGCUGAUGCUAGACUGCGAGGUUGUUGAGGUCAAGCCUGGAGGGACCGGAAUGCCACUGGUUGAGACAGAGCUUCUAGAUGUGGACGAAGUCUGA